Messenger RNA from Danaus chrysippus (African queen), 261 nucleotides. NCBI's taxonomy places the organism in Eukaryota, Metazoa, Arthropoda, Insecta, Lepidoptera, Nymphalidae. The record is from the annotation of a GenBank genome assembly.
AUGAUUAACGAGCGCUCUGUGGACUCAGCCUCCCUGUGCCCCGUCCGACACCACUCACCAGCGCCAGCGCCGGCACCGGCACCUAGUUCACUCGGUCUGGAGAAGCGGCAACGUCGCGGGGAAAGUGUCCCGGGGCGGCAACCUCGCACGGUCGAUAACGGCCUCGCGCGGGCCGGGGGGCGGGGGGCGAGAGGGACGGAGCGCGGGAGCCACGGUGAGUUAGACAGAGACAGAGCUAUAGAGAGGUGCCGCUGCGUGUGA